GUUUCCCUUUCCUGCCGCCUCCAUCCCGCUGACAUCAGACGAAAGUGGAAGAAGAGGAGAGGCAAGGAGAAGGAAGAGAGAAAAUCGGAUAAAUACGGAUGUAGAAAGUGAUAAGAGGCCAUGGCUGCCGGGGGAACCGUCUUGCCCUUCGUCAGAGGGAUCGACCUGACCAAAAAUGACUUUAAAGCAAAAACGAUGGGACGAGGCCCUGGAGCGCCCACCGCUAAACUACCAAGAGUUCUUUGAUGAAGAUGUAGGCCAGAUCCCUGGAAUUACAAUCUGGGAAAUUGAAAACUUCCUGCCAAACCAGAUUGAGGAAUCAGUUUAUGGCAAGUUCUAUGAAGGGGACUGCUAUAUUGUCCUCAAGACUGAGAUGGACGAUUCUCAGAAUCUUGAGUGGAAGAUCUUUUUCUGGAUUGGUGAGAAGUCUACGUUGGACAAAAAGGCCUGUUCUGCCAUCCACGCUGUCAACCUGCGCAACUACUUGGGGGCUCAAGGACGCACACACAGAGAGGAGCAAGGAGAUGAGUCAGAUGAUUUCCUGGAGCUGUUUGACCACGACAUCACAUACAUUGAGGGUGGAAGGACAGCUUCUGGGUUCUUCACAGUGGAGGAGAUGGAUUAUCCUGUUCGCCUGUAUCGUAUCUUCCCAACACACACUGGUAUCCAUCUGGAAACUGUGGCUUGCUGCGUGGAGUCCCUUGACCCACGACAUGUAUUCCUGCUGGAUGACGGCAAGGUGAUCUAUGUGUGGCAGGGAAGCAAGUCCAAGAAGACUGUCACCACGAAGACCCGACUGUGUGCAGAGAAGAUGAGCAAAGAGGAGCGUAAGAACCUAGCUGAAAUCCACACCUUGGUUCAGGGGAAAGAGCACCCAGAGUGGCCACAGUUCUGGCAGGCACUAGGACUUGAUGAAGGGGAAGAGGAGGAAAUAGAACUGGAGGAGCAUGUUGAUCCUUCAUUUACCCCAGUAGUGCCCAGGCUCUAUCAAGUUGGCUUGGGUAUGGGCUACUUGGAGUUACCACAGGUCGAGAUUCCAGAAGGAAAAUUAGUCCAAAAGCUUCUCAGGACUAAGAAUGUCUACAUUUUGGACUGCUACUGUGAUGUCUUUGUCUGGAUUGGCCGGAAAUCUACCAGAUUGGUACGUGCAGCUGCUCUGAAAUUAUCACAAGAGUUGCUGAAGAUGAUUUUACGUCCAGAUCAUGCUGCAACCACUCUCGUGAAGGAGGGUACAGAACCCCAGGUGUUCAAGACCAAAUUCACAGGUUGGACAGAUGUUAUUGAUGUUGACUUCACAAGAACUGCAGAUUCUGUGAGAAAGACUGGAGCCAAUCUGAAGGACUGGUGUGCCAAGCAGGAGACCAAGGUAGAUCUGAGUGCAUUGUUUACACCUCGACAGCAGCCCAUGUCCCUGGAGGAAGCGCAACAGUGCAUGGAUGAAUGGAAUGAUGAUCUGGAUUCUAUGGAUGCCUUUGUGUUGGAAGGUAAGAAGUUUGUCAAGCUUCCUGAAAAUGAGCUUGGACACUUCUACUCUGGAGAGUGCUAUGUCUUCCUCUGCCGCUACUGGGUGCCAGGAGAGCCACCAGAGGAUGACAAGGAGGAAGAGACAGAGCCCGAGGAUGACUUCCAGUGUGUGGUCUACUUCUGGCAGGGACGACAGGCCUCAAACAUGGGCUGGCUCACCUUCACCUUCAGUCUCCAGAAGAAGUUCGAAGCACUUUUCGGUGAUAAGCUUGAGGUUUCAAGAAUGCACCAACAGCAGGAGGUUGUAAAGUUCAUGGCCCACUUCAAAAGGAAGUUUGUUAUCCACUCAGGCAGGCGCAGGCAGGACAGACAGCAGGCCAAGCCAGAGGAAGAGGAAAAACCAGCUGAACCAAAGCCAAGUGACCAGAAGCCCAUGAGACCGAAGCCGAAGCCCAGACCCCCGCCCCCUGUAGAGGAACCCCCAAAGCCCAAACCAGAGCUCUUCCACAUGCGGUCCAAUGGAUCCCCGCUCUUCACUCGAUGCAUCCAGAUCGAACCAAAUGCUGCUUCACUCAACUCUGAGUUCUGCUACAUCCUUAAAGUACCUUUCGGACAGGAUGAUGACAGUGGCAUUGUGUAUGUCUGGCUCGGGGAGAAGAGCGAUGAGGAGGAAGGCCGCUUGGCAGAGGAAACAGCACAAGAGAUGUACGAUCCAGAGAAGUAUAGCCUACAGGUUGUAAGAGAAGGAGAAGAGCCAGAAAACUUCUUCUGGAUUGGAAUUGGUGGGAGGAAGGCCUAUGACAAGGACGCAGCUUACAUGCGUCAUACCAGGCUCUUCCGAUGCUCUAAUGAGAAAGGCUAUUUUGCGGUCUCUGAGAAAUGUUCAGACUUCUGUCAGGAUGACCUGGCAGAUGAUGACACCAUGAUCCUGGAUGACGGGGCUAAUGUUUUCCUCUGGCUUGGCUCAAAGGCUUCAGAUGUUGAAAUUAAACUUGCUCUUAAAUCUGCACAGGUAUAUGUGCAGAACUUGAGAGUAAAGCAACCCGAACUGCCCAGAAAACUGCUGUGUACGUUUAAGGGGAAAGAAUCAAAGAAGUUUACGCGAUGCUUCCAUGGCUGGGGAGAGUUCAAGACGACCCGCGAGUAAACAGAUUGAGAGAAAGAGGCACAUCUGCUUAGGUUUAGAUGGUCUCUGUUGUGUGGUAGUGAGUGCCUUCCAAAACUGCUUUCAUUAUAUGUGCUUAAAGUCCUACUAGUCUUUCCUUUUUUUUUGUGUAAACUUUUCUUUAUUUAAUUUUAUUUGAUAGAAUGUUUGAGCCACAUUAUUAUUCUUUUACAUUGCACAAGUUCUGACAAUUUUAGCAGAGCACUUGUUAAAAAGGAAAUUGGCUUAAAACAAGGUAUUUUAAAUUAUAUAUGAAAAAUAUUUGUUGUGUACAAUAAAUAAUUUUAUGUACAA
Molecule: messenger RNA, 2923 nt
Organism: Penaeus monodon (black tiger shrimp)
Lineage: Eukaryota; Metazoa; Arthropoda; Malacostraca; Decapoda; Penaeidae
Gene: fliI
Product: protein flightless-1-like
Biological process (GO): actin filament severing; barbed-end actin filament capping; myofibril assembly
Cellular component (GO): cytoplasm; nucleus; actin cytoskeleton
Molecular function (GO): actin filament binding; phosphatidylinositol-4,5-bisphosphate binding
Source: RefSeq, a predicted model, not a curated record